AUGAGUCCUCUUGGGAGGUUCUCUGCAGUGGCUCAAAGCCGACGACAGCUGAACAACGUUCUUCGUCGAUUCGCAUCGAACGGGGCACCAUCCGUCAUUGUUCCUGGCGUUCGGCCAAUUGAGAGAAUUAGAAAUAUUGGUAUCUCUGCUCAUAUCGAUUCUGGAAAAACAACAGUCACGGAGAGAAUCUUGUACUAUGCGGGUAGAAUCGACUCGAUGCACGAGGUUCGUGGAAAAGACGAUGUCGGAGCGACAAUGGAUUUCAUGGAGUUAGAAAGGCAACGAGGAAUUACUAUUCAAUCAGCUGCUACUUAUGUAGAUUGGCACGGAACUAAUAUCAAUAUUAUUGACACUCCAGGACACGUAGACUUCACAGUAGAAGUUGAGAGAGCUCUUCGUGUUCUCGACGGUGCUGUUCUCGUUCUUUGUGGUGUCGGAGGUGUUCAGUCUCAAACUUUCACAGUUAACAGACAAUUGGCACGAUACAAUGUUCCAUUCAUUUGCUUUGUUAACAAAAUGGACCGGAAUGGAGCGUCUCCACUGAAAGCUCUCGAUGGACUCCGAAAUAAGUUGAAUCAUAAUGCAGCUCUUAUUCAUCUACCAAUUGGAAAAGAUUCGAAUUUCAACGGAAUCGUCGAUUUAGUCGAAGGACAUGCUUUGUAUUAUGAAGGAGAAGGAGGUCUAAUUGUGAGAAAAGACGAGAUCCCCAAGGAUUUGAGAGUAGAAGCACAAGAUAGACGAGAUGAACUUAUUGAACACAUUGCCAAUGUUGAUGAGACACUCGGAGAAAUGUUCUUGAAUGAUCAAAAGCCGAAUGUGCAACAAAUUCAUGAAGCUAUCAGAAGAACUGUUGUCAAGCGCCAAUUCGUGCCAGUUCUCUCCGGAUCUGCUCUUAAAAACAAAGGAGUUCAAACUAUGAUCGAUUCUGUUGUGAAAUAUCUCCCCGAUCCAUCCGAAGUUGUCAACAAGGCCACAGUGAAAACCGAGUCAGGAGAAGCGAAAGGAAUUAUUCUUUCUCCAGAACGCAAUAAUGAUAAGCCGUUUGUUGGUCUCGCGUUCAAACUGGAAGCUGGAAAAUACGGACAACUGACAUACUUCCGUGUUUAUCAAGGACAGCUGAGCAAAGGAGAUACUGUUUACGCAUCAAGAGACGGAAGAAAAGUCAGAGUACAACGAUUGGUUCGUAUGCAUGCAGCCGAUAUGGAAGAGAUCACAACGGCGUAUGCAGGAGACAUUUGUGCCACUUUUGGACUCGAUUGCCACUCUGGAGAAACUUUCUCAACUGAUCAAAAUCUUGCACCACAUUGUGAGUCAAUGCACAUUCCAGAACCUGUUAUCUCAAUGGCCAUCAAGCCUGUAAAUCGUAAAGAUGCUGACAAUUUCAUCAAAGCUUUGACUCGUUUCACAAAAGAAGAUCCAACAUUCCGGCGAGAAUAUAACCAGGAAGCCAAGGAGACAAUUGUAUCGGGAAUGGGAGAAUUGCAUUUAGAAAUUUAUGCACAACGUAUGAAGAGUGAAUAUAACUGUCCUGUUGAGUUGGGAAAACCGUCAGUUGCUUACAGAGAAUGCUUGGGAGCUCCUUACAAAUUCCAUUUCCGUCACAAGAAGCAAACUGGUGGUCAAGGACAGUUCGGAGAGAUUGAAGGAGUUAUUGAUCCACUACCAGCAGACCGUAACACAGUUGUCGAGUUUUCUGAUGAAACAUUCGGAAACAAUAUUCCCAAGAAUUUGUUCCCUGCCCUCAAAAAGGGUCUCGACGCAAUUGUUGCCGAAGGACCACUUAUCAAGUCCAGAAUUGCCGGAAUUCACGUACGAGUUCAAGACGGAUCUACUCACGCUGUCGACUCCACUGAAAUCGCUAUGAUUAACACAAUGCAAAACAUGAUGCGCGAGUCAUUUGAAAAAGCUAACUGGCUGCUUCUUGAGCCAAUUAUGAAAGUUGAAGUAACGACACCAGCGGAAUUCCAAGGAAAUGUAGUAACAUCGCUCACUCAACGAAAUGCUCUCAUCACCACGACUGAUUCGACGGAAGGAUACGCUACUGUCGUGUGUGAAGCUCCACUAUCUGACAUGUUCGGAUACACAUCAGAACUUCGAUCGUUGACAGAAGGAAAGGGAGAAUUCAGUAUGGAAUAUUCGAGAUACGCACCGACAUCGCUGGAAGCACAGGAACGAGUACAAGCCGAGUGGAGACAGUUACACGGAAUUGCUGAUCCAAACGAAAAGGGAAAGAAAAAGAAGAAGUAG
Molecule: messenger RNA, 2247 nt
Organism: Caenorhabditis remanei
Lineage: Eukaryota; Metazoa; Nematoda; Chromadorea; Rhabditida; Rhabditidae
Exons: 6
Coding region: 1-2247 (748 amino acids)
Biological process (GO): mitochondrial translational elongation
Cellular component (GO): mitochondrion
Molecular function (GO): GTPase activity; translation elongation factor activity; GTP binding
Source: RefSeq, a predicted model, not a curated record